AUGAUUGAAGACGAGAAAAAGGACGCCGCGCUUGUCGGUGAGCGCAUUCACUGGAACGAUGACGACGAAGCUGGUCGCGUUUCGCGUCAUGGUGAGCGACGCUCUCGUAGACGCUCCCGCUCUCGCUCGAGGGACUCGUUGAGCAUUCAUCGAGCGGGCUCGAGAAAUCGCGCUGAUCCGUCGCUUGUUCUACCUGUCACCUAUCGCACAGUCUCCUUCAACAUCGAGGAGUCCAAGGGCAAGGAACAAGCUGAACUAGCCAAGGCGAAGGACGUCACUACAAAAGCUUUGACGGACCUCGAGUGGCAUACCAUCGCGCCCUUCGACGUUGAGAAACGCCUCACUACUUCAUCCACCACUGGCCUAUCGACCGAACAAGCUGAGAGGAGACAGCGCGAAUAUGGCAGAAAUGCACCAUCUCCCGCCAAGACGCACUGGUUCAGAACCAUCUUUCUCUACUUCUUUGGUGGUUUUGGAAGUAUUCUUCUCACUGGCUGCAUCCUCGUCUUUGUAUCGUGGAAGCCAUUGGGUGAUCCUCCUGCUGUUGCCAACCUCGCCCUCGCUAUUGUACUCCUCGCCGUGUUCUUCAUCCAAGCCCUUUUCAACAUGUUUCAAGACUGGUCUACAUCACGCACCAUGUCUUCCAUCAAGAAUAUGCUUCCCGAAGAGGGUCAUGUUAUUCGCGAUGGUAAUCUCGUCGACCUCAACGCUGCAGAUAUCGUUCCAGGCGAUGUCAUCAAAGUCAAGGCGGGGAACAAGCUACCCGCUGAUAUUCGCUUGAUCGAGGCGUCUUCCGACGUCAAGUUUGAUCGUUCUGUUCUCACAGGAGAGUCAAAGCCUGUGGCGGGUACUGUCGACCAUACUGAUACUAAUUACCUUGAGACGCAUAAUAUUGGCUUGCAAGGUACACACUGUAUCCUUGGUUCGUGCACUGGUAUUGUCGUUGCUACUGGUGAUAGAACUGUGUUUGGACGUAUCGCGAGUUUGACGAACGAGCCUAAGGUACAGAUGACGACGCUUGAGAAGGAGGUACUGUACUUUGUCAUCAUCAUUGCCAGUAUCAUGAUAAGUAUGAUCGCUGUUGUCUGCAUCAUUUGGGGCGCAUUCCUGAAAAAGAAACACCCCGACUUCAUCAACGUACCGACACUCAUCGUCAACUGCGUCAGCGUCGCCAUCGCAUUCAUCCCGGAAGGUCUUCCCAUCUCCAUCACCGCUGGUCUCACCAUCACCGCCAACCUCAUGAAGAAGAACAAGAUCCUCUGCAAGUCCCUCAAGACCGUGGAGACACUUGGAUCCGUUUCUGUAGUCUGCUCUGACAAGACCGGUACUCUCACCACAGCCAAGAUGACUGUCUCUGACUGCGCAGUCGGAGGACUCAACAUGACUGUCGAGAAUGCUCGUGGCAAGUUUGGCCAGUCUAAAUCUUCUACCCAUCCGAUCAUCCAACUUCGUGCUCUAGCUGCCCUCUGCAAUGCAUCUGAGUUUGAUGCCGCUACAAAGGACGCUCCACUGGCAGACAGAAGGAUCUUUGGUGAUGCGACUGAUCAAGCUGUCCUCCGAUUCGCCGAGUUCGUUGAUCCCAGCAGUGUCGAUUACCUGCGUGCUUGCUGGAACAAGAUCUACGAUCUGGCUUUCAACAGUAAGAACAAGUUCAUGAUUCGUUGCUUUUCCUGCACCAGGACCGAGGCUGUAGCUCUCACGCUUAGCAAGGAGACUGCUUUCAACACAGACGAUAUUCUCUUGACCAUCAAGGGGGCUCCUGAUGUUCUUAUCGGUCGCUGCUCUCACUAUGUCUCUGAACAUGGCGAGACUAUCCCUCUCAAUUCUGCUAUGCGGGCUACGGUGGAGCAGCUGAAGAACACAUACUCUUCACAAGGUAAACGAUGCUUGUUGCUUGCUCGCAAGACCGUCAAGGGCAGCGACCUUCCUAAGAACCGGCACACGAGCGAGUUUGAGCAUGCAGUCACUCGGGAGUCAAACACAGGCCUCACCUUGGUUGGAAUGGUCGCCAUCGUCGAUCCAUUGAGACAUGACAUUCCUCAUGUUGUGAGCACGUUGCGCGGUGCUGGCAUCCGAAUCGCCAUGGUCACUGGUGAUUUUGCCCUCACUGCCCUAGCGAUUGCCCGCGAAGCCGGUAUCGUCACCUCCCAAACCGUCGAUGAUAGCACAGCCCUCCAGCGUUACAGCCCCGAGGACACCAAAGAUUCACCUGUCUCCCACCUUGGUGCCAUCGUCCUCAGCGGCCCGGAACUCAUGUCUCUUAACGAGCAUCAGUGGAAGACGCUUACUCACUACGAGGAGAUUGUGUUUGCGAGAACAACACCGGAGCAAAAACUCCGCAUCGUUCGUGAGUUUCAGAAGGGAAAUGUUGUAGCCAUGACGGGUGAUGGAGUCAAUGAUGCUCCGUCGCUUAGAGCUGCUGAUGUUGGUAUCUCGAUGGGUAGUGGCUCGGAUAUUGCCAUGGAGGCUGCUGAUAUGGUGUUGUUGGAUACUUUCUCUUCUAUCAUCAUCGCUGUGCAGUAUGGCCGUGUUGUGUUUGACAAUCUGAAGAAGGUCAUUUCCUACCUCCUACCUGCCGGCUCUUUCUCCGAGUUCUGGCCCGUCAUGGCCUUUGUCGCCUUUGGCUUACCCCAAGCUCUGUCCUCAUUCCUGAUGAUCAUCAUCUGCUGCUUCACCGAUUGCGCCGCCGCGACAAUGCUAUCCUACGAAAAGCCCGAAGCCGACGUCCUUACCCGUCCCCCACGCAACAUCAAGAAGGACCGUCUCGUCAACUGGCAGCUCAUCCUCCAAGCCUACGGAGUCAACGGCGUCCUCCAAACAGUUGCCUCCUUCGCCAUGGCAUUCUGGUAUCUCCAGCGUCAAGGCAUUCCCUUCAGCGAGCUCUGGUUCAGCUUUGGAAAGCUCCCUGCUGGUAUCGAUCCAGACUACUACCUCGCCAAGACAAAUGAGGCAUCGUCUAUCUACUUUGUCAACCUUGUUGUGAUGCAGUGGUUCAAUCUGAUGGCGACUAGAACCCGUCGGCUCAGCAUCUUUCAGCAUCCUCCUCUGUUCAACCCGAACACGCAGAACUGGUACCUGUUCCCUGCUAUCAUCUUUUCGCUUGCUAUGGCUAUCUUCUGGCUGUACAUCCCUCCUCUGCAGCCCGUUUUGGGAACUACUCCUGUACCAGUUGAGCACUGGUUUCUUCCCUUUGCCUUUGGUAUUUUUCAGCUUUUGUUAGAUGAGGCUCGCAAGUUUGGUGUUAGAAGAUGGCCUCAUGGAAUAUUAGCUAAGUUGGCUUGGUAA
This is a messenger RNA of Fusarium mangiferae, 3285 nucleotides long. RefSeq names its product K, P-type ATPase (mediates high-affinity potassium or sodium uptake). Gene Ontology annotation, cellular component: membrane. Gene Ontology annotation, biological process: proton transmembrane transport; intracellular potassium ion homeostasis; potassium ion import across plasma membrane. Bases 1 to 3285 code for a protein of 1094 amino acids. Gene Ontology annotation, molecular function: ATP binding; P-type sodium:potassium-exchanging transporter activity; ATP hydrolysis activity. The record is from RefSeq and is a predicted model, not a curated record. The transcript is spliced from 10 exons. Lineage: Eukaryota; Fungi; Ascomycota; Sordariomycetes; Hypocreales; Nectriaceae.